AUGGCCGACAUCGACUCCGAGUUCUUCUUCCGGCACUUCAUGGACAGCGACGGCGAGGACUCCGACGGCGACACCGAGUUGCUGAUGAGUGCUGCUCUCUGGCCUCAAGGAGAGAAGAGGUGCAGGUUUUCCAAAGAGCAUGAGAGUGCCAGGAAGAAUGUGAAGCGGGCAUUUAGGGUGCUGCAAGCUCGUUGGGCCAUUGUUCGCCAUCCUGCGAGAACAUGGGAUGUGGAGAUCAUGGCCGAGGUGAUGACCGCUUGCGUGAUCAUGCACAACAUGAUUGUCGAGGACGAGCGGGAUGAUUCCAUUUUUGAUAAGGAGUGGGAUUUCCGUGGGGAUUUGGUUGAGCCCUAA
This is a messenger RNA of Brachypodium distachyon (stiff brome), 354 nucleotides long. RefSeq lists its product as uncharacterized. Bases 1 to 354 code for a protein of 117 amino acids. The transcript has 2 exons. The record is from RefSeq and is a predicted model, not a curated record. Lineage: Eukaryota; Viridiplantae; Streptophyta; Magnoliopsida; Poales; Poaceae.